UGAAGAAAGAGAGAGAAAAGUGCAGAGAGAGGGGGAGAGAGAGAGACUGUGGAUAUAUUGAAAUAGCUUUCUGAACCUUAAAUGUUUCCGAAGCGAUUCAUUUAGAGAGAGAGAAGAGAGAAAGGCAACGACGGCGGUAAUGGAUCCAUGUCCGUUCGUUCGGCUGAUAAUCGAGUCGCUUGCUCUGAAGCUUCCGGUGGCGAAGAAACCGGCGGGCUCGGGGGUCUGCCCUUCAACGACGCCGUGCUACUGUACUCUCCGAAUCAAGAGUUUCCCUUCUCAGACGGCGCUCCUGCCGCUCUGCUCCGCCGGCGGGAGCGACACUUCUGCGCCGGACUCCACCUCAUCCUCCGCCGGAUUCGUCCUCGACGCGGCCGCCCUCCGCAGGCUCUCCGGCAAGCCGGUCAUCCUCCGGGUGUCGGUCUACACCGGGCGGAUGGGUCGCACGUGUGGGGUGAAGUGCGGAAAGCUCCUCGGGCGAGCCCACGUCAGCAUGAACUUCGGCGGGGCAGAGUUGCGGGCCGUCACGUUCCACAACGGGUGGAUGAAGCUGGGGAGCGAACCGGACAAGGCGAUGGCUCGGCUGCACUUGACGGUCCGGGCUGAACCGGACCCGAGGUUCGUGUUCCAGUUUGGGGGCGAGCCGGAGUGUAGCCCGGUGGUUUUCCAGAUUCAGGGCAGCAUCCGGCAGCCGGUUUUCAGCUGCAAGUUCAAUGCCGACCGGAACGGUAGAUCGAGGUCUCUUCCAUCAGAUUUCGGUUCAAAGAACACUAGAGGAUGGAUAACGAGGACGUUUUCCGGGGAAAGGGAAAAGCCGGGCAGGGAGCGAAAGGGCUGGAUGGUGACGAUCCACGACCUCUCCGGCUCGCCGGUAGCGGCCGCCUCCAUGAUCACUCCCUUCGUGCCCUCUCCCGGCUCCGACCGCGUCUCCCGCUCCAACCCGGGCGCCUGGCUCAUCCUCCGCCCCCACGGCGCCUCCAUGAGCAGCUGGAAGCCGUGGGGCCGCCUCGAGGCCUGGCGCGACCGCGGCCCCGUCGACGGCCUGGGCUACCGGUUCGAGCUCGUUUCCAACGCCGGCCUCGCCGGCGGCAUCCCCAUCGCCGCGGGCACCAUGAGCGUCAAAAAGGGCGGCCAAUUCUGCAUCGACAGCCGGUCGAGAGCUGAUUCCGUGUUGAAUCCCCUAUCGCCGGUUCGCGGAUUCGUGAUGGCUUCGACGGUGGAAGGCGAAAGGCAGGCGAGCAAGCCGGUGGUUCAGGUGGCUAUGCAGCACGUGACUUGCAUGGCCGACGCCGCUCUGUUCAUCGCCUUGUCGGCCGCCAUUGAUCUGAGCAUGGAUUCUUGCGGCGUUUUCUCUCAGAAGCUCAGGAAGGAGUUUUGCCAGGACGAACGGGAGUUUCUCUGAACAUUCGUCUUCCUCCAUUUGCAGUGAUAAUCAUGACCGGCUGGCUGGCUAGCUUCUGGUUUGAGCAUGGAACUCUGAUUCUUAAUUUUCCUGAUCACAAAAUUGAUUGAAUCGUUUCUCCGAUACUGGGUCUGUGACUUGAUGUUUUCCUGGAAUCUAAUUGCCUGUCAAUCGAUCGUCUUCCCCAUUUUUCUCUUCUUGUUUCGUUUCUUGUGAUUGUCUGUCAAGACAACAUUUAUUCUCCGAUCGGGUCUGAUUCUUUGUUCUGUCUGGGAUUUUGUUUUCUAGUUAGGGAUUGAUUGAAUGUAUAAUUUCAUUAAACUGUACAGAGAGAUGAUAUAUUGAUUGCUUACUCAUUUAUCUAA
Diospyros lotus (date-plum) is the source of this 1767-nucleotide messenger RNA. RefSeq lists its product as uncharacterized. Lineage: Eukaryota; Viridiplantae; Streptophyta; Magnoliopsida; Ericales; Ebenaceae. The record is from RefSeq and is a predicted model, not a curated record. Bases 140 to 1402 code for a protein of 420 amino acids. The transcript has 2 exons.